AUGUCAUCCACCCCUACCUCACCUGUGCCCUCAGAUGUUGUGGCGGCCGCGCAAGCCGCAAAGCCUCCACAAAUCGCCCCGCAUCGCUCCCACGACCCUUCCAACAACCUCAAACGGUCAGACCCGUUCCAAUUCGGCUCCCGCUUCCUCGAGGAAGGCGAUGAUGUAUAUGAGUUCAACGCAUGGGACCAUGUUGAACCGGACGCCGAGUUCCUGGCAUUUGCAGAGGCUCAAUAUGCGAAACAGCGCGAAGCGCAAGCCUCAGAUUUCGACAAGAAACGCUUCAACGCCGACCCGGUGAAAUGGUGGAAUCUGUUCUACAAGAACAAUACGGCGAACUUCUUCAAGGACCGUAAAUGGCUGCAGCAGGAGUUCCCGGUUCUUGAGGAAGUUGCGAGGAAAGGGGCCGGCAAGCAGGUUGUGCUGGAGGUUGGCGCUGGCGCGGGAAAUACUGCGUUUCCAUUGAUCCGAAACAAUGAGAAUGAGGAGCUCAUGGUUCAUGCGUGUGACUUCUCGAAGACGGCAGUCCAGGUCAUGCGCGAUAGUGAGCACUAUGACCCAAAGCACAUCACGGCUGAUGUGUGGGACGUCAGUGCCGAGCCAACCGAGGAAAGUAAUGGGCUGCCGCCUGGUCUCACGGAGGGGUCUGUUGAUGUUGUUAUUCUGAUUUUCAUCUUUUCGGCUCUUGCGCCUGAGCAGUGGGAGAGGGCUAUCCGGAAUGUAUACCGGGUGCUGAAGCCCGGCGGCCAAGUCUUGUUCCGUGACUAUGGGAGGGGAGAUCUAGCACAGGUCCGGUUCAAGAAGAACCGCUAUCUGGCCGAGAACUUUUAUGUCCGUGGCGAUGGUACUCGAGUCUACUUUUUCGACAAGGACGAGUUGGAGCAGACGUGGAGUGGAUGGACUCCGGAGAAGGGUCUCCCGGAGUUGAACGUGCCUUCUGAUGCCGAAGGCGAGGCUCAGACUUCCGUGCCAGCUGCUGCGAGAGAGGGCAUGUUUGACAUCAAGAAUUUGGCAUAUGACCGCCGAUGUCGGUUCGCUCAUCGGGCCCUACGUCUGUCACUUUUAGGGCUCAUCACGGUCCGCCUACAUCGCCGCCAGGAGAUGCUCGACUCAGGACGGAUGAGGCCCGUCGUUACAGGAAUAUACUCACUUGGUAGCAGGCCCCGAACAUCACCUGUGCAAGUGCGGGGUCCAUUGCUACCGGUGUCCAACACCGAACUUCUGCCUCUGCCACAAGUGCAGGAUGUCCCCAUCCUGGCUGCGCACAAGUGCCGAUCAUUUGAUAUCAUGCCGUGCCUUAUCGCUCUCGCAACCUUUGGAAUGAACCAUCCUCCAUCCCUAUAA
This is a messenger RNA of Aspergillus nidulans FGSC A4, 1344 nucleotides long. Its product is annotated as tRNA(Thr) (cytosine(32)-N(3))-methyltransferase. The record is from RefSeq and is a predicted model, not a curated record. The coding region runs from base 1 to 1344 and encodes 447 amino acids. The transcript is spliced from 2 exons. Lineage: Eukaryota; Fungi; Ascomycota; Eurotiomycetes; Eurotiales; Aspergillaceae. Gene Ontology annotation, molecular function: RNA methyltransferase activity; S-adenosylmethionine-dependent methyltransferase activity.